Messenger RNA from Apodemus sylvaticus (European woodmouse), 1047 nucleotides. RefSeq names its product scratch family transcriptional repressor 1 (gene Scrt1). Bases 1 to 1047 code for a protein of 348 amino acids. The transcript has 2 exons. The record is from RefSeq and is a predicted model, not a curated record. Lineage: Eukaryota; Metazoa; Chordata; Mammalia; Rodentia; Muridae. Gene Ontology annotation, molecular function: RNA polymerase II cis-regulatory region sequence-specific DNA binding; DNA-binding transcription factor activity, RNA polymerase II-specific. Gene Ontology annotation, biological process: regulation of DNA-templated transcription.
AUGCCCAGGUCCUUCCUGGUUAAGAAGGUCAAACUUGACACAUUCUCUUCGGCAGACCUCGACAGCUCCUACGGGCGCGCCCGCAGCGAUCUCGGAGUGCGACUGCAAGAUAAAGGAUACCUCAGUGACUACGUGGGGCCUGCGUCGGUCUACGAUGGCGACGCUGAGGCGGCGUUGCUCAAAGGGCCAUCCCCGGAGCCUAUGUAUGCUGCGGCUGUGCGGGGAGAGCUGGGUCCCGCGGCCUCUGGCUCAGCACCGCCGCCCACCCCUCGCCCAGAGCUGGCUACUGCUGCUGGCGGCUACAUCAACGGCGACGCGGCGGUCAGCGAAGGCUACGCGGCCGACGCCUUCUUCAUCACUGACGGGCGCUCACGCCGUAAGGCUGCUAAUGCCAACGCUGCCGCGGCCCCCUCGACAGCCUCGGUGGCAGCCCCCGACAGCGACGCUGGAGGUGGGGGCGGGCCGGGCACGCGAGGCUCCGGAUCGGGGUCCGCUGGUCGGGGCGGCACGCGCGUGGGGGCGGGCACCGAGGCGCGUGCGGGGCCGGGAGCCACGGGCGCUGGUGGCCGUCACGCGUGCGGAGAGUGCGGCAAAACUUACGCCACGUCGUCGAACCUGAGCCGCCACAAGCAGACGCACCGCAGCUUGGACAGCCAGCUGGCAAGGCGUUGCCCAACGUGUGGCAAGGUGUACGUGUCCAUGCCGGCCAUGGCUAUGCACCUGCUCACGCACGAUCUGCGCCACAAGUGCGGCGUGUGCGGCAAAGCCUUCUCCCGGCCCUGGCUGCUGCAGGGCCAUAUGCGCUCGCACACGGGCGAGAAACCCUUCGGCUGUGCGCACUGCGGCAAGGCCUUCGCAGACCGCUCCAACCUGCGCGCGCACAUGCAGACGCACUCCGCCUUCAAGCACUUCCAGUGCAAGCGCUGCAAGAAGAGCUUCGCGCUCAAGUCUUAUCUCAACAAGCACUACGAGUCAGCCUGCUUCAAGGGCGGCGCCAGCGGCCCCGCAACCCCUGCGCCGCCGCAGCUCAGCCCGGUUCAAGCCUAG